Menidia menidia (Atlantic silverside) is the source of this 10119-nucleotide messenger RNA. The record is from the annotation of a GenBank genome assembly. NCBI's taxonomy places the organism in Eukaryota, Metazoa, Chordata, Actinopteri, Atheriniformes, Atherinopsidae.
UGGGAGUUAACGUGACGGAAAGACGGACGGGCUGAUAUUAAUGUCAGUGCUUUUAAAGCAUUUUUUUUCGUGAACUCGUGUUAUUAUUUGCAUUGCAGUCAGCCAUUGUAGAGCCGUAUGACAUUUGAAGCCAUGCGGCGGAGUAAGGCUGAAGUGGACCGCUACGUUUCGUCAGUACAGAGUUCCUCUCCUUCACUCAAAGAGAAGCCAGUCAAAGGAUUUCUAUUUGCUAAAUUGUACUUUGAAGCGAAAGAAUAUGACCUUGCAAAAAGGCAUGUUUCAGAGUACCUCAAAGUGCAGGAGAGGGAUCCUAAAGCCCACAAAUUCCUUGGACAGCUCUUCGAGAGAGAGGGGGACAUCAACAAGGCCGUGGGAUGUUACAAGCGCUCAGUGGACUUGAACCCAGCGCAGAAGGACUUGGUGCUGAAAGUGGCAGAAUUACUUGUUGAUAAGAAGGAACCUGACAGCAGGGCAGAGUUUUGGGUGGAGAAAGCUGCAAAGCUCUUGCCGGGGAAUCCAGCAGUCUUCAAUUUAAAGGAGCGUCUGUUAAGUUGUCAGGGCCAGCAGGGCUGGAACCAGUUGUUCGAUCUUCUCCAGGCUGAGCUUGCCGCCCGGCCAGCUGACGCCCAUGUGAAUGUGAAGUUAGUUCAGCUGUUCUGUCAGGAUGGCCGGCUGGAGGAGGCCGUUAAGCAUUGCCUCGCUACUGAAAAAAGGGGCCUGCUGCGCCACAGUCUGGACUGGUACACCCUGGUUUUGCGCACAUUACAGGAGUAUCUGGCUCAGCCCAGCGUUUCUAGUAAUGAAAAAAUGAGUCGGCGUCUCCAGAGAGAAGUUCUGCUGGCACACGGCAACCUGCUGAGACUCCAGCUGUCUGAGAGCAGUGUGCAGUUAAACCUGGAUGCACUAAGAAGUUUUGACGAAGCGAUGCAGACGCUGAGCAGAGAUGCCAGCCGCCACACAGACGAUCUCUUUGAGGUGUUUGCUGAGAUGAAGGGUCACCUCUACCUGCAUACUGCCACACUGCUAAUGAAAAUGGCUCAGGAGCGGCAACAGAACUGGAGGGCUGUUAUCGACCAUGCUACUCUCUGUUUACUGCUAGCAUAUCAGGUCCCCAGACCGAAGGCAAAAGGGACCAAAAGGGACCAGUCAGCCCCACAGCUUCUGGAGCUGCUGGCCAAUGACCGCCAGAGUCAGGCUGGGCAUAUGUUGUUCAAUCUGAGCACUGAUUUGCCAGCUUUAAUCAGAGAGGUGGUGGAGGCGUUUGGGAACCGCAGUGGUCAGGACUCGUUGUAUGUACUCCUCUGGGGCCCACAGGCCUCGGCUGGAUCCUCCUUUAUUGCUAAUGAUGACAUACGAUACGUUAACGCCAUGGCGCCGGAGGUCUCUCAGCUGGCCAAGUGGGACACUGGCUCCAUCCUGUUGCAUCGCGGUGACUUGCAGCAUCUAAGCUGGUUGGGCCUGCAGUGGGCUCUUCUGGGCCGAAGACCUCCCAUGCGGGACUGGCUACAGCAGCUCUUUCCAAGACUUACACUUGAGACAUCAAAACUAGACACAAAUGCACCUGAGUCAAUCUGCCUGUUGGACCUGGAGGUGUUUUUAUACGGUGUGGUGUUCUGUAGCCACUGCCAGCUUCAGGAGAAGGCAAAGAUCAGCAGUAGCAUGAACCAGCAACAGCAGCAGCUCUUUGAGCCUCGCUGCCUUCCUCUUCCUCUGCUCCGCCUCUUGACCACUGACAGACAGAGGGAGUGGUGGGAUGCCAUCUACAGCCUUAUUCACAAACGAGCAGUUCCUGGUACAUCAGCUAAACUGCGAAUUAUUGUGCAACAUGGGUUGACAACUUUAAGGGCCGGAGAGAAACAUGGGCUCCAACCUGCUCUGGCCAUCCACUGGGCUCAGUGUCUCAGCCAGACGGUUGAGGGAGUAAAUUCAUACUACGACCAGAAGGAGUACAUCGGUCGCAGUGUCCACUACUGGAGAGUUGUACUUCCCAUGUUAGAGAAAAUUAAAAACAGGCGCAGCAUACCAGAGCCUCUCGAGCCCCUCUUCAUACACUUUCGUUCCAAGGAUGUUCAGAUUUCAUCUGUGAAAUGUUUUGAAGAAGAAGCCAAAAUAGCAUAUGCUGUUCUCCUGGACAUCGAAGGCCGAACAGAAGAAGCAAUUGCAACUUUGGAAAGCAUCAACAACUUGUCAUCCACCUGGCAUUUAGCACAGAUCUAUCAGCGACUGUCGGAGGAGGCCAGCAGUGGGGUUGAGGAGACGCAGGAUAGGUGUAUAACCUUUCUGAGGAAGUUCAGGACUUAUCUGUCAAAGAUCUACAAUGCCAACGCAGAUGAUAUUGAUAAGCUACCUGUGUCCAUGGAGGAAAUUUUGGAUCUCCUGAAUGAUGUAAACCAGCAGCUUGGAGAGAGUGGGGAGGACAUAGAUGAAGAGGAUGACAACUUGGAGCAACAAAGGAGACCACCUCACUCUACCCCAGCUCAUCUAGCAGAAACCAGUGCCACCAUAUCCCAUAUCAAGUUUUCCACCCCUUCUCCUAACAAAAGCAUUGUUUCUCCUUCUAAGAGACUAAUUACUCCGAAGACACCACCUCAUUGGGUGGAGGACCAAAAAAGUCUACUUCAGAUGCUGUGUCAGCAAGUUGAAGCCCUCAAGAAUGAGGUUCAUGAUUUGAAACACAAUGCAUCAGUAAAUGCAGGAUCCCCUCAUCACAAGCUGUAUGGAGACAGCUUCAAGGCAGAGGGGCUGCAGGAACCCUUUACACCAGUCCAGUCCUAUCAUGGAGCCCCACUCACCGUUGCUACCACAGGCCCUUCUAUCUACUACAACCAGUCUCCAGCUUAUAAUUCUCAGUAUCUCUUGCGCACGGCAGCAAAUAUUACUCCACCUAAGGGCCCAAUGUACGGUGUGAACCGCAUGCCUCCCCAGCAGCAUAUGUAUGCCUACCAGCAGCCUACUCACACCCCUCCAUCACAGACUGCACCAGCCUGCAUCUACCCUCCACAGGAACAGGUUUUUGGUGGCCCUCUUCGGUUUGAAUCACCAGCCACAAGUCUCCUUUCACCAUACAGUGAAGAAUACUUUGGUCAGAGUGUGACCCAACAGACGACUAACCCUCCCCUUCCUGAACCUGGCUACUUUACAAAGCCAUCCGUUGUCCCCGUUCAACCACCAAAGGCAGUUGAAGGGAAGCCCGUGGACUUUGGGAAGCUCUCCUUCAGCCAGCAGGCUCCUGCUGAAGUCCCCAGGGUGCCUAGCUUUGGCGCAGGGGCAGUGGCUCAGUCUACACCUUCGACCGCAUUUAAAUUCAAUUCCAACUUUAAAUCCAAUGAUGGCGAUUUCACCUUCUCUGCUUCCCAAUCGAAGCACAGUGAAAAUCUUCUUGGUCUACUCACAUCAGACAUUCCAACUAAAACGAAUGCAGUUCCAGAAAGACCCCCUGGCCCCGAACAGCCCCCCAGCCAAACAAAUAUCUUCACAUUUGGCAAUAAAAACAUUACGAGCUUCUCCUUUGUUGAUGCUACAGAGAAUGCAGCUAGCGGAGGUCUUUUUGGGAAAGUGGAGCAGCCAUUUAAAUUUGGGGAUGUUGGCAAUCCAGGAUAUGGUGUAGGCAAGUCUGCUGCAGAGCAAGUAAAAGCAGUGGAGAGCGAUAAUGACAGUGCACAUGCUGAGGAGGAUGAAGACGGGCCUCAUUUUGAACCCAUCGUACCUCUUCCUGAUAAAGUAGAUGUGAAAACCGGUGAGGAAGAGGAGGAGGAAAUGUUUUGCAACAGGGCCAAAUUGUACAGAUUUGACACUGAGACAAAAGAGUGGAAAGAACGAGGCAUUGGCAAUGUAAAGAUUCUGAAACACAACACCAAAGGGAAGGUUAGGCUCUUGAUGAGAAGAGAACAAGUCCUAAAGAUCUGUGCAAAUCAUUACAUUACUGCCGAUAUAAUCCUGAAACCAAACGCUGGCUCUGACAAGUCUUGGGUGUGGAAUGCCAUCGAUUAUGCCGAUGAAGAACCAAAGACGGAACAACUGGCCAUCCGUUUCAAAACAGCAGAUGAGGCGUCGCUUUUUAAACUCAAGUUUGAGGAAGCCCAAAAGAUAGUGCCGAAAUCCCCAGAAAAGCACCCACAAGAAGAGCAAAAAGGGGAAAGCUCAAAAGACUCUUAUUCACUGGCAGCCCAGUUUGCUCUUAAAGAAGGGGAAUGGGAGUGCAGUGUGUGUUGUGUAAGAAAUAAACCCACCGAUUCGCGGUGCGUGGCAUGUCAGCAUGCUAAUUCUCAGUCUGCAUCAAAACCCGACUUUGCAUCUGUUGCUGAAACCAAACCCAGUCCGUUUACUUUCAAGUUUGGAACAGAUUCCUCAAAGCCCAGUGGUUCUGGCUCUACGUUCACUGGUUUUGGUGCUUUCGGAAACACGGGUUCUCCCUCAUUCGGAUUUGCCACCAACUUCUCAAAGCCUGCAGACACAACGACCAGCGCAUUUACUUUUGGCUUUGGCUCACAGUCAUCCAAAAAGCCUGGACAGUGGGACUGCGACAAGUGUUCGGCAAAGAAUGAGGCCUCCGCAGACAGUUGUGUUUCUUGUAAAACUUCUAAAACCACACCUGCAACAACCGCCCCCGUGCCAGCGGCCUCGGAUGCACCAGCAGCACAGUCCUCCACCGAUGUUGACUCUGGCUUUACCGCACUGUUUAGCAAGAAGCCUGGACAGUGGGACUGUAAUGUAUGCGAAGUAAGAAAUGAAGCGUCCGCUGACAAAUGUGUUGCCUGUAAAACCCCAAAUUCUGCUGCCACCUCAGCAGGUGGCACACCGGCAGUGUCAGGAUCUGGGGCAGGCUCUGCAAACAAAGAUGGGCAGUGGGACUGCAAUUCCUGCCUGGUCAGAAACGAUGCAUCCGCAGCCAAAUGCAUUUCAUGCAACGCCCCAAAUGACAGUUCCUCUUUGGCAGCCGUGUUUGGCAUGAAAGACGGAGAAUGGGAUUGUGACACUUGUUUGGUGAGAAACCAGGCCUCUGCCAGUAAAUGCGUCGCCUGUCAGACCCAGAAUCCCAGCGCCAAAAGCACAAGCAGUGCAGCUUCCUCAGCCUCCACUUUCAGUUUCGCCUUUGGCAGUAAGAGUUCAUCAAACCAGCCAGCUGCAACUGGAUUUUCAAUGCCAUUUGAAAGUGACGGCACUUUUCAGGUACGUCAGAGCAAAGGUGCCCCCUUCAAGUUUGAAGCUCCUCAGUCUGUCCCUACAGCCACAUCUUCAGGGUUCUCGUUCGAAAUGCCUGUUCCAACCGGUGGCUUCAAGUUUGGCAUUCAGGACCCUGCAAAGGAGUCAACAUCAUCUGAUAGUCAGACACCAUCAGGGUCAGCAUCCAGUUUUCUUAAAAGCAUAGCUGACAAACAAAAGGAAAAAGAAAAUGUGGAUCAAACAGACCAGGAUGAAAAUCCAUUAAUUUCUGGGAAAACCAAUGCGUUCAGCUUUGCCGACCUGGCUAAAUCUUCUGGAGGGGAUUUCCAGUUUGGCCAGACAGAUUCCAAUUUCAAAGGUUUCUCUAGAGCUGGAGAGCAGAUGUUCUCAUCAUUCCAGGCCACCCCCACUAAGACUGACUCCCAUGAGCAGGAAGAUGAUGGCAUGUAUAAAACGGAGGAAAAUGAUGACAUCCAGUUUGAACCAGUAGUCCAGAUGCCUGAGAAAGUGGAUGUGGUUACAGGUGAGGAAGAUGAACAGGUUCUGUAUUCUCAGCGUGUAAAACUGUUCAGAUUUGACACCACCACCAGUCAGUGGAAAGAACGGGGGGUUGGAAUUCUCAAAUUCCUAAAAAACAAUAGUAAUGGUCGGCUAAGGGUGCUGAUGAGAAGAGAGCAAGUUCUGAAGGUUUGUGCAAACCACUGGAUCAACACCACCAUGAACCUCAAGCCGCUGUCAGGCUCAGACAAAGCUUGGAUUUGGUUGGCCAACGACUUCUCUGAUGGGGACGCCAGACUCGAACAGUUGGCUGUAAAAUUUAAAACCCCAGAACAAGCCGAGGAGUUCAAAGAGAAGUUUGAAGAGUGUCAGAGACUUCUCCUUGACAUUCCCCUCCAAACCCCCCACAAGCUGGUCGAUACGGGCAGAACGGCACACCUCAUCCAGAAAGCCGAGGAAAUGAAAUCCGGUUUGAAAGACCUGAAAUCGUUUUUGACAGACGAGAAAACGAAGAUCAAAGACGACGACACACAGAGUGACAUCUCAAACCUAGUAACCAGGCCUCAAGGCGAAACCACCGGCCCGACUUUGGAGUGGGAUAAUUACGACCUACGAGAAGAAGCUUUAGACGAUACUGCCGACUCGUCCAUCUACGCCUCACCCCUUGCUAGCAGCCCUUUGAGAGAGAACCUCUUCCGCUUUGGAGAGUCCACUGGUGGGUUCAGCUUCAGUUUCCAACCGGGCAUCAGCCCCUCCAAGUCGCCCGCUAAGCUGAACCAAAGCAGAGCCUCGGUGGGCACUGAUGACGAGCAGGACGUGACGCAAGAUGAAGAGCGAGACGGCCAGUACUUCGAGCCCGUGGUGCCUUUGCCCGACUUGAUAGAGAUUUCUACCGGAGAGGAAAAUGAACAUGUGGUCUUCAGCCACAGAGCCAAACUGUAUCGCUACGACAAGGAAGCAGGUCAGUGGAAGGAGAGGGGAAUAGGAGACCUCAAAAUCUUGCAAAAUUAUGACACCAAGCGAGUGAGGUUGAUCAUGAGACGAGAUCAGGUACUUAAGAUCUGUGCCAACCACUGGAUCACCACAGUCAUGAGGCUGGAACCUAUGAAGGGUGCAGAGAAGGCCUGGGUCUGGAGUGCCAUGGACUUUGCUGAAGACGGAGAGGGUAACAUUGAGCAGCUGGCUGUCAGAUUCAAGCUGCAGGACACUGCAAAUGCAUUCAAACAGGUCUUUGAUGAGGCCAAGGAUGCACAAGAAAAGAAAGAGCUCAUGACCCCGGUGACAUCGAGAGCUGCUGCCCCAGCAGAGAGUGGAACACCAGGGUCUGCAAACACAACACCUGUAUGCGGCAAGGCGGCGAUCGCUGUCCUGGAAGAGACGACAAAGGAGCGCACCGAGCCUCCUCCUGACACUUGGCCAUGUGCAGCCGGACCCCAGAGUCCAGUCAACGCCACAAAGGCUGUUGUGUCUCCCCCUAAGUUUGUCUUUGGCACCGAUACACUUCAGAAGAUUUUUGGAACGCCUAAAUCCCACCCAGAGACUCAGCCCUCUACGUCUGGUUUGCAAGCCAAAGAUCCUGGUGGUCCUGCAAAGGCAGCCCUUGCUGCACCUGCAUUCAAAAUGAACACAGGGCUGGAUUUUAGGCUAUUCAAAGAUAACCCAAUGGCCUUUUGGACCAGCACAUCCACCCUCCAAUUUGAGCCCCCAGGCUCCCCUCAGGCAGGAGGAGGGGGCUCGGGGUCGGACGAGGACUCGGAGGUGGAAGUUGUGUAUGUCAGGGAGCCCACUGCCGAGCAGGCGGCUUUAGCCAAGAAACUUCAGCUGCCUCUCACAUUCUUCUGUUAUAAGAAUGAACCAGGCUACACCAGCGACAAUGAGACGGACGAUGAGGACUAUGACUCUGCAGUGAAAGCAUUGAAUGGAAAGCUCUACCCUGAUGUUCCACAGGCCGCAGCGUGUCCUGACGAGACAGACUGUCAGUUUGUGUGGGAAAAGAAGGCCACGCCUGAAGAAGAGCAGAAGGCGAAGAGCCUCCAGCUUCCCCCUACGUUCUUCUGUGGCUUGGGCACCGCAGAUAGCGACUCUGACCAUGACAAGUUGGAAGACUUUGAGACCGAGGUCCUCAUUGCACAACAAGCUUUGGUUUCGCAGUUCAACAGAGCAGAGCAGUCUUCAGCCAGUCCCGCAGAGGCCCCGGAGCAACCCGCAGAAGGUCCAUCAUCCAGCACCUCCACAGAAGAUCAGCAGACCCCAGAGCAGCCAAAAGAGACUCGGAGCGAGACUCCCCGCUGCAGCUCUCCCAUUGACCUGUCGACUAAGAAGAGUCCAGAGCAGGAGUCCAAAGCAGAGACGGAUGCUGCGGCCCCAGCCGCCACACCAGCCGGCCAAGACCUUUCCAACUUUGGCUUUAGCGCCAGCUCAGGAUUCUCUUUUGCUGACCUAGCCAAGAGCACAGAGGCAUUUUCUUUUGGAACAAAAGACUCUAACUUCUCGUGGGCAAAUGCUGGAGCCACAGUAUUUGGGCCUGCUGUGUCCUCUGAACCUAAAAACAAUGGUGAGGAGGACGGGAGUGACGAAGAGGAGGCGCCAAACGAUGCUGACAUUCACUUCGAGCCCAUAGUAUCUCUACCUGAGGUGGAGACAAAGUCCGGAGAGGAGGACGAAGAAAUCCUGUUUAAGGAGCGCACCAAGCUCUACCGUUGGGACCGGGACCUUGGCCAGUGGAAAGAGCGUGGUGUUGGUGACAUCAAGAUCCUCUUCCACCCCGCCAAACACUUCUACCGCAUCCUGAUGAGAAGGGAUCAGGUGUUCAGGGUUUGUGCCAAUCACACGAUCGCGACGGCGAUGGAGCUCAAACCCAUGAACACUUCGGCCAACGCGCUGGUCUGGACCGCCACAGACUACUCAGAUGGUGAUGGCGCUGUGGAGCAGUUGGCGGUCAAGUUCAAAACCCCCGAAAUAGCCGAAUCUUUCAAGAAGGUCUUCUGCGAGUGCCAGCGCCGCAUGGCAGAAACUGGCGAAGACGCCUCAUGCCUCUCCGCUCCGCAGAUGUCCAGAGUUCAAGAGCACUCCAGAGAGGACAACCCACAGGUGUACCUCAAAGUGGCCGCGGACGGCCAGCCGCUUGGCACCAUCACCAUAGAGCUCUUCUCCCAUAUCGUUCCCAAGACGGCGGAGAACUUCAGAGCUCUCUGCACCGGCGAGAAAGGCUUCGGGCUGCGGGACUCCAUCUUCCACAGAGUCAUACCAAAUUUCAUGUGUCAGGGAGGUGACAUCACCAAAAGCGACGGCACAGGUGGCAAAUCCAUCUACAGCGGAGCUUUUGAGGACGAAAACUUUGAUGUGCGUCACACAGGGCCGGGAAUCCUGUCAAUGGCUAAUCGCGGGCGCGAUACCAACAACUCUCAGUUCUUUAUAACGCUGAAGAAAGCGGAACAUCUGGACUUCAAACAUGUGGCUUUUGGCUGGGUUCGGGAUGGCAUGGAUGUGGUGCAGCAGAUGGGAGAGCUGGGCACCAAGGCAGGCCCUCCCUCCAAGAAACUUGUCAUCACAGACUGUGGACAGCUGUAGCCUUUUGAAUAUGAAGAUUUACAGCUUGAUUAAGUUUCAAUUCAAAAUAAUCCGACUUUGGAAACCAGUGUGUUCCCUGUGCUGUGCACAUCUGUAUGCUGAAUUCUUAGUCUUAAAGCUCUGAUCACAGGACUACAUGUUACGUCACUGAAACUUGCCUCAAUCUAUGGCAAUUGUUUUGCUGACCCAUACCUAAGAUGGUCACAAAUGGGAAUCGGCGUUGUACUAUAAUGAGAGGAGGGUUUUGGAGCAAAUGCUGUAGACCUUUACCCUCUUGCAUCUUAAUCAUCUGUCAAUAAUUUCUCAUAUUUGUUUAUUUUGUGUAUAACUCUACAUGAUUACUUUUUAACAUUUUUUUUUGUUGUUCUUGCUUGUAUUCUAUUUGAAUGUGCUGCUCCUCUUCAUAUGUCACACUGAAAUCUUCUUCCUUUUCAAAGGAGUUUUAAAUGUAGUUGAAAAUUAAGCUAGGUUUUUGAGAUCCCCCCAACAGAAUUGUAACCAUGCCCCGGCUAUCACCAAAUGCUGCCUCUGGUUGCUUCCUGAUGUAGGACUCAGCUAUUGAUUUAUUUUUUUCCUUCAUGAUGUUUAAGGAUUUUGCAGGGUUAGUGAUUGGACUUUUUAUUUGCCCUCUUAAACUCAAAUCGUUUCACUGUUGCCCUUUUCUUGGAAGACGACCAGAUGAGAUAACUUCUGGUUUAAAUUUUCCAGAAAAAGGUCCAUCACAUGUGUAGAUUCAGAUGAGCACAAAAGUUGAGAUGGUGCUUGUUGCACCAGAAUGAUGUUCUGACAAGUAAGAAAUAAAGUUAAUUUACAAGUAAUGUAAAGUUGUGAUUUCCUGUUGAGCCCAUCAAGUCAAUAAACAUAAAUGUGUAAUCUAAGCAAAAAGGC